Molecule: messenger RNA, 324 nt
Organism: Colletotrichum costaricense
Lineage: Eukaryota; Fungi; Ascomycota; Sordariomycetes; Glomerellales; Glomerellaceae
Exons: 1
Coding region: 1-324 (107 amino acids)
Source: RefSeq, a predicted model, not a curated record
AUGCUGAACGAGACACAAGUCUCAGAGGGAAUCUGCAACUCAUCUAUCUUUUUCCUUCUGCAUACGUCCGUACCGGGGGAGGCGUUUCUUCGUGUUCUCAACCGCAGAUACAGAUGCCUACUUGAGUACCUACGCAACUACUUUGGGUACGCAUACACAAGUACUCUGCGUGGGUGUCUGCGCAUGUGUAAGAGUGACGAUUAUUAUGACACUGACAGCACAUCGAAGCGGAGUCUGGACAAAAAAAAAGCCAAGCCGCAGCAGCACGCAACGCGCGCAGCACAUCAGCGCACACUGCAGAUGCAGAUUGUGGCAGCGGCAUGA